AUGACUGUACGAGACACCAAGCGUGACCACCAUUCUUUGGACUUUCCCGAUCUUGACCUGAUACAGUUGCAACACCUUCAGGAAGCUAUCAAAGUUAACCUGUGCGCGUUUGUGGAUGAUUUGUCACUAGAGGGAGGAGAGGUCCUAGACAGAUUAGUUGAUGAAGAGUACUACAGUAUUCGAUGUCGAUCGACGCCAAGGGAUAUGUCCACCAGGAUCUGUAUCAUGAAAGCUACAGUAGAUAUACGAGAUAUUGCAGAUGCACUUCUCAGCAAAGAAAUGAUACAGGAUGAACUGUAUGAGGAGAUAGUACAAGCUGAAAGCCCACAGAACUUACGUCCACAUUUUUGGGAAUGUAUUAUUGAACACAUAAAGGGUUCGUCAGAUCAACGGAAUGAUAUUAAAGUCUUAAUUGAGUGUCUGAAAAAGCAAUAUUCUCAUAUAGCGUCAUGUCUAACUGACGUAGAAUGUCAUACGGUACUCCAAUGUUGCUUUUGUACAUAUCGCAGGCGUAACAAGGGCAAAAGACUACGAGAAAGCUACUACUUCCAAACUGAAACUGAUGCUAGUGCGACAUCUGAAAGAUCAGAGUUUAGUGACAGUGAGAGUUUAGAGUCAUCUUACUAUAGUUAUCAUGGAGAGGAGGAGGUUACCAUGAGGCCUAAAGAAAGAAGGUCUACAGACAGAAAAAAGAAAAUACAAGAAUUUAAUACUUUCCUGAGAAACGACUAUAAUCCAAACAAGAUGCUAAAGGAUGCUGAAGAAACUGAUGUAAAACAAACUGCUUCACGUAAAAGUAGAGUAGUCCUUUUUGACAUCAAAGAAGUUAAUGAUGAAAAGACUGGUCCAACGCAUGAAACUUCCGUUACCCGUCCUUUUAAACAGGUUCAACAUGAACAAGUUCAAGAAAAAGAUCAAUCUGAAAAGAUUAUUUCUAACGGUCAAGCUAAAGGUGCACAUUGUAGAGAAAAUACAACACAGACAUCAAUUGAAGGUUUGCAUCAUGAACUCGACGACAAAUGUUCACAGAGUAAUGACAUAAGUCUGAAUGGUCCAAGUGCCAUGUCAUACAAAGAUACAUCUGCAAUACUGGAAAAGCACAAUGUUAUGGACGUGAAAUAUAACUCAAAUGACUCAGCUAACGAUGCGUAUGCUAAUACUAGUAGACCACAUUUAGACUUCCGCUCUGGAAAAAGUCGUGACGAUAAAGAUUACAAUGAGUCAACAAAGUUGACUUCCAUACUCGGUGCCAGUAAGAUUUCUAGCGACUCUGAAUCUAGAGUGAAAACUAUGAUAAGUUUAUUCACAGAAAAAGCUUCUAAGAAUUCUUAGUGGUAUGCAAUAGUUAUCCAUAAACUGAUGAAGAAAUUAUGUAUAUCCUUUUACU
This is a messenger RNA of Mya arenaria, 1387 nucleotides long. RefSeq lists its product as uncharacterized. NCBI's taxonomy places the organism in Eukaryota, Metazoa, Mollusca, Bivalvia, Myida, Myidae. Bases 1 to 1332 code for a protein of 443 amino acids. The transcript has 3 exons. The record is from RefSeq and is a predicted model, not a curated record.